CUGUGCCAGGUCAAAGACGUCACGGAUCAGAUAACACGCUUUUUGAGCCAAGAAUGUGCAGCUUACAUUCUUGAACAACGUCGUUGCAGAGGCCAGUCGGACGAGAGACUUCCACAGACAGGGUCUUGUACACAGUUUUCUCCGCGACAGUAAAGCAAACAGGAGGGACACCAGCUGAGAGUCCUCUACACCCUAAACAACGCAGGCGAUCCUAAUGGAGAUCAACCUGGUGAUACUUUUUAUCCUCGGUGUUGCUGUCCAAACACACGCUUUAACCACCCAGGUCCCCCUAAACUGUGACGUUGAAGAUGGACCCUUAUUUUUGUCUCCUUAUAUAGCAUCCAACAACAUAGAGGAAGCACGGCGAAAAAGUCGAGUUAAUUGUCUACCCGGAGGGGACAACGUGGAGAGUUAUUCGGGGUACAUAACUGUCGACACUCCUUCAUGUGGCAGCAAUCUCUUUUUCUGGUUUUUCCCGGCAGCUGAAAAUCCACAAACGGCGCCAGUCCUCAUGUGGCUCAAUGGCGGCCCCGGCAGGUCGUCAAUGUACGGCGCCAUCUUUGAAAACGGUCCGUUGCAGCUGAAGGAUAAAACUAAGCUGGCCACAACAGUCCUGACAGAACGACCCGUAAACUGGGCUGGAGCGUUUUCUAUGCUGUAUGUGGACAAUCCGGUUGGAACAGGGUUCAGUGUAACAACUGGCAACUGUUAUGCGCAGAACACUGAGGAUGUAUCAAGAAAUCUGUACAGUUUCAUGGUACAGUUCUACCAGAUGUUUCCAGAAUACGCCUCUCUCGAAUUUUACGUUGGAGGACAGUCUUACGCGGGAAAGUACGUCCCAGCCUUCGCCUACUUCAUUCAUCACCAGAACCUCAAUGAGCAGCGGACGGUGCACAUACCUUUGGCAGGUGUUUACUUGGGAGGAGGAUUCUGCGACCCGCCAUCUAUGCUGAGUGCGUUGCCUGAUUACCUGUACAGCGUUGGCAUGUACUCCAAACACUCCCGUGAUGCACACAGACAGAAAAUAGAGGAGGGUCUGGCCAAACCCAACCACAACCCGUUCUACCCAGAGGACAAAGAUGGCUACGAAUAUAUCAGUUAUUACUUUGAGUACAUGUACUCAAAAACAGGCUAUGCCUCCUUUGAUAACAUACUACAAGACAAGGUUCAGCUUGACGAGUUCAGCUUACCGGAAUUCUUCAACAGAACGGAUGUGGUCAGAGCUCUUCAUGCUCAACACCAUUUCUCCCAAAAUUUCCUUACUGUUGUGAUGCGAUUCGGGAACGAUUUUAUGAAGAGCACCAAGCUCGAGAUGGGCUUCUUAAUGGACCAUUAUAAGGUACUGUACUACACCGGAAGCCUGGACGUAGUGGCCAACAUCAACAUGGCCGAAGCCUUUCUCUUGUCUACGCCUUGGUCUGGCCGGGAGGCCUAUGGCACCAUGGAUCGCAUCUUGUGGAAGUACGACAAACAACUUGCAGGCUACGUCACCAAGGUUAACAAUUUUACACGGGUAAUAGUCCGGAACGCUGGCCACGAUGUCCCACAUGAUCAGCCGGAGUGGACACUGGCCAUGAUGAAAAACUUCAUCAGCGACAUUUCCUGGUCCCGUUGACCCUUUGACCGACGGCCAGGACCCAAAGCCGGUGAGAGGAACUUGAAGUGGCAGCUGGGCCGAUCUUGGGUUGGCUUGCAUGGUGAAGGCUUAUGUAGUGCGAGCGACCUUGAGGCGGCUUGCAUGGUGAAGGAUUAAGUAGUGUGGUGGCGUUGCGGCUGGUCUGCCUUACUUCGACAAAAGGACCUUGACCUUCACGUGUCAUGUUUCGUCGUCACGGAUCACGGGUCACGCCUUGCGUCAGCUUUGCGUAGUCAUCUCAGAUGUUGUUACUGUUGUUAAGUUUUUGAUUGUUGUUAGUCUUGUUACUGUUAGUGAUGUUGGUCAUCACACAAGAAUUCAAAGAUUUUUAAAACAAUUUUAUUUUGUAAGACAUCUCAUCAUUUUACCGGGUACUUUGCUUAUCUCACGUGAUGUUGCGAAUGUCGAUUCGCAGCACAAGAACAAGAACUGACUAAUAUAAUAGUUUUUCUUAAAUGAAAUAUCUGAUGAAGCUGGGGCAGAAAGCCACUAAUGCAACUAAAGGUGUACGUUUCAUAUACACCAGAGCAAUAUAUGUGCAUUGAUAAGGCUAUUCGCUUUCUAUCAUCACUCGCCAAAACCGCUCCUUUAGUUUUGUAUUACAGUGGUCCCGACCCUGUUUGAAUACCUGUUAGACCGGUGCACUUUGGAAUACCAACAUCACCUGCGCUUGCACGUGUAUCGUGGAACACUGAUAUCCCCUACCAAAAUCACGUGACAUUGAGUGACACAUGCUCACUAUGUCGGCGACAGCCUUGCGGAACUUUCAAAGUUUACUGAGAUUUUUAUAGCUACAAUCCCUUUAUUUAUCCUUUGAAAUGUUGCAUAGUGAAAAACUAUGAAAAAAAAACCCCAAAACAAUAGGAUAUUUGUUAAGUCGACAGGAUGGAUGUCGAGGUCACACUGACAGCUGGUUUUGAGGUGGCCCUUCAGAAAGUUCAAGAGAAUACUUAGAUCAUCAAAAUAAUUCCGUUGUUCAUCUGAAGUCCCGGAAUGCAAAGGGAGGUCAUCACACGCGAGAAGUCAUCUGUCUCAUACGCGUGUCACGGAAGAUGCGAGUGUCACCAUCAGAACAGUGGGAAGAUCUGCCCUGGGAAUAUUGCCGAGCCAGUCACCCACCAUGCUCACCAUACCAGUGACCUUUGCGUACUAUAGCCUUUGCACCCGACGUGGGCGCAUCCCAGAUGGAGCACAGAGGACCUCAAUAGGAAUAUGACGAGCGCAAGCGCCGUGGAAGUGACUGCCUGCGUGCUGAAGGGAGAAAAAAGCAAAAUUUAUGCUUCCCAUCAGCUGUUGUUUACCAAUGUUUGGACGGCUUCCAGAUUGCUACCUGAUCAGUAAUUUUAUUGCCGGCGCAUCACCUACUGUCUCUUCUACAAAAGCUUCAAGUCUUUUGUCUUGCGAUUACAGAACUAAUAGACUGAACGUUCGAAUAAUGAGUUCAACUUGUUGUAGACUGAAAAAAUGGCAAACUAUCCUUCGUUAAACGGACUAUUAACCCAAAUGCAUAUAUGAUUAAAACGUUUUAAAGGCCUCGGCCUUAUUAUUACAGGGGUGGUGCAGCAUUGAUGUUUUACAUCUAAUGUGACUUCAUUCUUUGAUGAAGGAGCUACUGUAGAAGAACCGCUAAAGGCAUUUGCGACUUUAUUUGUGUAUAUUAGGUCAUUUUCUGCAAAGAGUAGUGGGCUGGGAUCCCUAGAAUCUAAGCUAGCUGCUGUGCAAAAAUAGACAAGACUUUACUUGAGACAAAGCGCGCGCGUGUGUGUGAGUGUAUGAGUGUGUGAGAGAGUGUGUGAUAGAAUGUGAGAGAGAGAGUGUGUGUCAGGGAGUGUGUCAGAGAGAGAGAGAGAGUGCCAGAGUGUGAGUGUGCGAGAUUGUUGGUGAGUGUGUGAGAGAAAGAGAGGAAAACACGCUUGACGUCAUGCAUCGUUACAUGACCUGUCACGUGGCUGAUGGUAGAAUAGUCGAUGACAUUAUUCUCCUCUCCUUGCGGGCCACACUGUCCAUAUAAACUUGACUUAGUGCCCACCAGGUGCAGGUGGAGGGGUGGAAGAUUUUCCUCCUGUGUAGUGUCUUGCCGUGUAGUUAGGGCAGUCGACCCCGGAGCACUUCUUGCUCAAGACUGUUGCUAGGAGACUUUCCUCUCUCCACCCCAAAGUCAGUCGGUACCUGCUCUUUCAGGAAAGGUAAAAGGCGGCAGAAGAAGGAGAACGCAUUUCUUAGCAAUAGUGAACCACUUACAGUUCAUUGCUCUUAUUCUAUUGUGUUUGUGAACUUUCGAUCGAUUGUGGGUAAUGGAACAAUUAGUAAGUGCCAUGUAUCUUGCAUGAGAAAUAUUACUGUCAGCAAUGUUUGAACUCACAGCUAUUCAGUAAUUUAUCGAACACUUUUAGAGGUCGAAGCUUACUCUAACCUUGUAUAGCACUGAUGUGCAUGUGAAUAGCUAGCAAAAUUCAUGUGUGUAAAUAACUAGCAAAUAUACAUCAUAUUGCAAUA
This is a messenger RNA of Pomacea canaliculata, 4132 nucleotides long. RefSeq names its product probable serine carboxypeptidase CPVL. Gene Ontology annotation, molecular function: serine-type carboxypeptidase activity. The transcript is spliced from 13 exons. Gene Ontology annotation, biological process: proteolysis. The record is from RefSeq and is a predicted model, not a curated record. The coding region runs from base 215 to 1615 and encodes 466 amino acids. NCBI's taxonomy places the organism in Eukaryota, Metazoa, Mollusca, Gastropoda, Architaenioglossa, Ampullariidae.